Gilbertella persicaria is the source of this 1498-nucleotide messenger RNA. RefSeq names its product solute carrier family 35 member SLC35F1/F2/F6. Gene Ontology annotation, cellular component: membrane. Gene Ontology annotation, molecular function: transmembrane transporter activity. Lineage: Eukaryota; Fungi; Mucoromycota; Mucoromycetes; Mucorales; Choanephoraceae. The transcript is spliced from 8 exons. The record is from RefSeq and is a predicted model, not a curated record. The coding region runs from base 39 to 1022 and encodes 327 amino acids. Gene Ontology annotation, biological process: transmembrane transport.
AUGAGGGGUAAUUUCUUUUUUCUUUUAUUUAUUUAUUUAUGCUGCCAAAAGAAAAGACAGCGUUAGCAGUAGCUUUAGGCCAGUUAUUAUCGUUGUGUAUCACAGGUACAAGUACAGCUUCUUCUGCUUUAUGGACACAUUAUCAUAUCAGUAUACCUUUUACACAGAACUUUUGCAACUACCUUUUAUUGGGAUCUGUCUAUACCCUCAUGGCAACAAAAACUAGAUCGCCAUCUCAAAGUAUAUCUUGGGAAUUCUUUGGAUUUUCUUUCGCUGAUGUCCAUGCCAAUGCAUUGGCUGUAUUAGCAUUCAAGCGUACUUCGGUUCUUUCGGCACUUGUGCUGUCCUCAUGGUCUAUUCCAUGUAUCAUGCUGCUUUCUGCUUUUUUUUUAAAUGCCAAAUAUAGCAAAGUACAUAUUCAAAGCGCUACUGUUUGUUUAUUAGGAUUAGGUCUUUUGAUCUGGGCAGAUACAAUGGACAAUGAAGAAUCCACAAUGAACCAUAGUUGGAUUGGAGACAUUAUCUGUUUGUUUAGUGCAACAUUGUACGCAAUCAGUAAUGUGACUGAAGAGCAUUUAGUGCAACAUUAUACUUCAAAUGAAUUUCUCGGAAAAACUGGCUGCUGGGGAAGUUUACUAUGUGGCAUCCAAGUGCUUCUGUUUGAAUUGGAUCAUCUCAGGACGAUGUCAUGGUCAUGGCCAGUAUUAGGACUCGUACUGAUGUAUGUCUUGUGCUUGUUUUGCAUGUAUUCACUUGUACCUACUGUUUAUCGAAUGGCAGGUGCUGCUUUUCUUAGUAUGAGUCUAAUCACUAGUAACUUCUAUUCCCUUAUUGUGGGUCUCUUGUUCUUGAAUGCCAAAAUGCCGUCAUUUUACCCUAUUGCUUAUGCAUUGGUCAUUGCUAGUGUGGCUACCUACAGCUUAGCACCAUCUCCUCUAUCCGUUGAACACCAACAUCCUGACGAAGAAAGUGAUCCUAUGCUUGACGAUAAUAGUAAACGAUCAUUACCGACCUAUACCUGAUAGACAUUCAGAAGCAAAUGCGCCUUGAAUAAAGAUAUAAUUGAGUGUUAUUAUACUUUGUCUGAAUAAGCUUCAUUCAAUUAAAAAAUAAACAAAGCAUGGGUCAAUAACAGCUUUUGUCUAGGUCUAUUGUUAUUUUAUGCUAUCAACAAUCUUCCAUUUUUCCUGAUGUCUAUUAUUGUGUUUUCAACAAAAAAACGCAUUGUGUCUCUCUGUUCAAUGACCUAAUGAUAUGAAAAUAAGCACUUUUGUCCCUUUUCUCUCAAGCAAGGUGUGGCUCUGUAGAAUUUGCUUGGCAAAUGGACGAUAAAAGACAGUUGAAUGGUUCACGUGGCUUAUUGCUUAAUUAACCAUCAUGAAUUAACAUUCAGCUUAUUACAAAACAGGAGAGAGCAAAAGGACAUUUUCUUUUGCCAUAUAUAUAUACCAUUAUCAACAAGUUACACAGUACAAAAAGAAAAAGAAAAAAGAAUUGC